AUGCCUUCGGAAUAUAAGAAAAUUCAAGGCCAGGCAACGAACUUAGGUACUGUGCAGUGGGACAAACGAGACCGCCCCGCGAGGGCUACGAUGGGAGGCAAUUUGAUCCCGCUGAGAGCUCGCGCACCGUCAAAUGGGACGAAUACGCAGGCCCCAGCGGAUCCGAACCAUCCAGCAAUAACUGUCAUCAAAGGCGUGACAGUCACUUCUCCUUCGGUUUACAUUGAUUUCAAAGAAGUCAGUGCGACUGAUCAAUGUGGCUACAUAUCGGUGUCUGGUAAGGACUAUGUUGGGGAGACUCUGAUUGGCUUCGACCCUAAAGACUUGUCCUCUAUUGGGGCUCCUCUUCAAGCAAUCGUCGAUACCGAAUUCAGAGGCGAUAGUCCUCUACCUACCUCGCCUUACAACUUCGGCGAUCUUCCUUGCCCGCCAAAGAGUGUUAUGAUUUUCCCCAUGUGGACGAAUUGCGGAGCGGACUUCUUCUACGGCAUUGAUCCGCCUAGGACAUUGGAACCUGUUCACGCCAACGCUGCAAACCCUACCCCUGCGGCUGACGCUGGACCAGCCCCAAAUCUUGCAAUGCCUGCUGUCGGCCCAGCCCAACCAGCUUUUGAGACGAAACAGGCUCAGCCAAACAUGGGUCCGGCACCAACGCCUGAUCCUCAGCCUCAGAACAAGCCUGCAGAUCCAAAAGCCCAAGACCCGGCAAAUAAUAACAAUGGCGCCGCCCAGGACCCAGCAAAGAACAACGCAGACCCGCAGGCCCAAGGCAACGCCAACCAGGACCCGAACGCGAACAAGAACAAUCAACCUGCACAGACAAAUCAAGAUCCCAAUGCUAACAAGAACAACGCAGCAGCGCAACCGAAUCAAGACCCGAAUGCCAACAAGAACAAUCAACCAACACAACCGAAUCAAGACCCUAAUGCCAACAAGAAUAAUCAACCAGCACAACCGAAUCAAGACCCUAAUGCCAACAAGAAUGCCGACCCUGGCGCUGGAGCAAAUAACCAGAACAAGCCAGCAGACCCCGCGAACAAGAAUAACGGGGGAUCUCAAUCGCCUCCGCCUACCCAAGCAAACCAAAACCAAAAUCAACAAGGCGGUGAUCCUAAAAGCGCCGACACUGCCGCCGACCCAAACACCAACGGUGGAAACCAACAGCCAGCACCCCAAGCCCAAGGCGGUAACAAUGCCAAUCCACAAAAUGCCGGAACGAACGCACCGCAAGGUGGCAACAGCGCCAACCCACAGAACGCGCCGCAAGGGCAAGGACAGGGCGGGAAUCAACAGCCCACUUCCCAAGGUCAGGGUCAGGGCCAGGGCGGUAAUAAUGCUAAUCCUCAAGGCAACAACUACAAUCCCUCGAACGUGAAUAAUGACCAGCUAUCUGCUAUUAACCAGGCUCUGGGGAAUAAUCAGCAGCCUGCGCAGAAUGGUGGUGGCAACAACGCUGCUCCUGCUGGUGGGAAUGGACAGCAAGGCAAUACGCAGCCGCAAGCUGGCGUUGGUAGUAAUGCUGGCGCAGGGGCGAAGCCUGGAGGCGAUACAGUGGGUGGAGCUAUCAAUUCCGCCUUUGGAUUCUCGCCUUCGCAGCAACAGCAGCAACAGAGCGGCGGCGGCAAUGGUGCUGGUGCUGGGACUGGUACUCCACAGCAGCAAGGCAAUAGUAACGCAGGUGGAGGUGGCACCCAGCAGCAAGGAAAUGGUAAUUCUAAUGGAGGAGGUAGUGGAGGAGGGAGCGGAGGAGGUAGUGGGCAGCAACAGGGUAAUACGAAUACCGGUGGUGCGGCGCCUGGUGGUGGACAGCAAGGAGGUGGGCAACAGGGGAAUAAUCCACAAGCAGGUGUUGGUGGAUCGGGCGGUCAAUCUGGUGCUGGUGCGGGCAACAACAAUGGCGGCGGUGGUGGUGGUGGUGGUGGUGGUGGUGGAUCUGGCUCCGGCACUGGAUCUGGAAGUGGUUCUGGAUCUGGUAGCGGGUCAGGAUCAGGCACUGGCGCAGGCACGGGCUCUGGAAGUGGCAGCGGCAGCGGCAGCGGUUCAGGAUCAGGUGCUGGAUCAGGCGCCGGCGCAGGUUCUCCUUCUGGAAACAACGGCGCUGGAUCGGGAUCAGGUUCAAGUACUGGCAGCGGCAGCGGAUCUGGAUCUGGGUCUGGGUCUGGCUCAGGCUCAGGCUCAGGCUCAGGCUCAGGCUCAGGCUCAGGCUCUGGUUCUGGUUCUGGUUCUGGUUCAGGCAACAGCAACAGCAACGGCGCUGGCACAAGCACAGGCACAGGCACAGGUACUGGGUCCGGGUCUGGAUCUGGGUCUGGGUCUGGCACAGGGUCUGGCACAGGGUCUGCCUCAGGCUCAGGUACUGGUUCAAACGGCGGCUCUGGCAGCUCUGGUUCAGGCAACAGCAACGGCGCUGCCACAGGCUCUGACACAGGUACAGGGUCUGGCUCUGGCUCUGGCAGCGGCUCUGGCUCCUCCUCCUCCCCAUCAUCAAACAACGCCGAAACCAAAAACAACAACAACGGAGGGUCGCCCCAAUACGACUGCUCCUACCAAGAAGGCGCGGCACCCUGUCGCGUCGUGCCUGGCACUGGCUCCUCUCCCAACCCUAGCGACAACGACAAAAACCGUUUCCAAUCAGGCGGAUCAGGAGCUGGAGCUGGAGCUGGGGCUGGGGCUGGGGGAUCGACGACGGCAACGGGCACGUUCGCCAGCGGCGUCGCUUCCCCCGUCACUGGGUCUGGGGUCGUGACUGCCGGCGCUAGCGGCUCUGCUGGUGGAAGUGCUGGGGGUGGGAGUGGUGGGGUGGGGAGUGCGAGCAGUACUGGGAAUGGAGGCAACGGGGGAAGUGAUAAUCUGGCGAAUAGCGGAGGGAAUAUUCCUGGGCAGGUUAAUGGUGGGUCAACUAGUGGGAGUGGAGGGACGGGGGCGGGGGCGACGCAGACACAGGCGGCGGGUAGUGGAACGAGUUCGUUGAGGAGAGGGGGUUGGUGGUGGUGGUUUGGUGUGUCCCUCCUCGCAGCCGAGGGUUUAAUAUAA
Molecule: messenger RNA, 3033 nt
Organism: Bacidia gigantensis
Lineage: Eukaryota; Fungi; Ascomycota; Lecanoromycetes; Lecanorales; Ramalinaceae
Exons: 3
Coding region: 1-3033 (1010 amino acids)
Source: RefSeq, a predicted model, not a curated record